UGAUAAUCAUAAACAACUCCACUCGAAGUAAGCUGAAUCCUCAAUCAAUCAAGAGAAGCCAAACAAAACCCAAAAGAAAAACAAAAUGGAGCCAGAACCUACACCUUCAACGAUACCUCUCAUUUCUCCAACGCCUCCCAUGCAAUCCUCCAAACCCUAGCAAUUUUCUUUUCCCCGAAUUCGUUUUUCUACUUUUUCUCCCGCUUUUCCCUCUCUAUUCCUAUCCCCUUCUCUUUUCUUUUUUCAUCUCUUCCGGUGCGAUUGGAUCUGAGGGACUUCUUUUACAUUUCCCAUUCUGUUCAUUCAAUCCGGAAGAGAAAUCUCCAAUUUCUACUCUUUACGCUUUUUGGAUCUAUACAAGAUUACCCAAUUUACCGCUUUCUUGUUUUUUCCUUUUUCUCGGUGAUUGUAGGAGUAGUUAGGGUUUGUAACCUGAAUUUUUGGAGGUUUUCUUUAGCAAUUUGGAUUUCUUUGGGAUUGGAGCUGUUAGGUUUUGUGGUUUGACUUUUGGUUUGAUCGUGAGAUUAGGGUUUUUCUAUCUUUUGGGUUGAUUGUUAUUCUUUGUUUGGAGGUUUUAGAUUGAAGUGGUAGCGUGGUGAGGUGGCUAAAGGAGGAAUUGUGAGUAGCCAAUGCCAUUUUUUUGGGUUGGUGUUCGACGAAUUUUUCGGUGAUUUUUGCAGUACCGAAUAAGAUAGAGCUUGAGCUUAUCGAUGUCUUGGGCAGGACCGGAAGAUAUCUACCUUUCUACUUCUCUUGCUAGCUAUCUUGAUAAGAAGCUACUAGUGCUUCUGCGAGAUGGCCGAAAGCUCCUGGGAAUACUACGUUCUUUUGAUCAAUUUGCCAAUGCUGUUCUCGAGGGUGCAUGCGAAAGGGUUAUUGUCGGUGACCUCUAUUGUGAUAUACCUUUAGGUCUAUAUGUUAUUCGAGGCGAGAAUGUUGUUUUAAUUGGAGAGCUGGAUUUGGAGAGGGAGGAACUUCCUCCACAUAUGACUCGUGUUUCAGCUGCAGAAAUUAGAAGGGUUCUGGACACAGCAACUCCUGAAAGUGUACUCAAUGAUGUGGCUGUGUGAGCAUGUUCUUGUGCAUAUUGAAUCAAUGUUAUUAAAGGCACCAAGAGUCACGAGGCUGGGCAAGGUGGGGCAAUUCCAAGAGGCAAGCGCCUAGGCGAGGCGUGCCUCAUUCAACAUUACUUUUUUUUUUUCAUACAUUUUAGGGCUUCUCUUCUCCUCUCCUCUCCUCUCCUCUCCUCUUCUCUCAUCCUCCUCUCCUCUUCUCUCCUAUUUCUCCCUAAACUCUAAACCCUGAUAAAGUGGAGGUAAUUAAUCUUUCUUUAAAUUUCAUUUUCUUUCUAUAACUUUAUUAUUUUCUGCUUUCUAUUUAUCUUAUAGUACAUAUAGUGCAAAUAAUAUAUUUUUUUUUCUUUUCAAUAUGCUUUUUUACUUAUUAAACUAGUUAAAAGUAUGAUAUUUUUAUGUUAAAAGUAUAUAUAUGUAGGCUAUGGCCCUUCACUUGAAAAAGGCCCUCACAUUUCCUCUCACCUCUCACCUAGGCUAU
This is a messenger RNA of Hevea brasiliensis (rubber tree), 1554 nucleotides long. Its product is annotated as sm-like protein LSM1B. Gene Ontology annotation, biological process: deadenylation-dependent decapping of nuclear-transcribed mRNA. Gene Ontology annotation, molecular function: RNA cap binding. The coding region runs from base 711 to 1070 and encodes 119 amino acids. Lineage: Eukaryota; Viridiplantae; Streptophyta; Magnoliopsida; Malpighiales; Euphorbiaceae. The transcript has 5 exons. Gene Ontology annotation, cellular component: P-body; Lsm1-7-Pat1 complex. The record is from RefSeq and is a predicted model, not a curated record.